CAGAGAUGGUCAGAUGGAUUUUCUUGAAAGCCACAUUUUGACUUGGCCUAGUUUGCCCAGAAUGCAAUAUAAAGCACAGUAUUUUACUGUUCGGGGUACUGUAGGGCUGCCUAGGAGAGGGAAGAAAAUUUGUUACACAGGCACAAUGCAAGAAACAAAAGUAUAAAAUGUGUAAAAAUCUGAAUUUUUUUCCUGUACCGUGGUCUGACAUAGAUUAAAGCUGCACAGGUUUUUAGGUUUGUGAACUUCUGCAAUAAACGAAUGCCAACAGUGUACAAUGAGAGCACAAAAAUGUGCCUCACGAUUUCGCAAUUAAAAUGGUCUUCCGUGUUGCCAUUCCAGCAAUGUUGUUAGAUUUAGCAGCCUUCUUGUCCAUUUAGCAACUUUUUUAGUGAUCUGAUGGAACCAUUGGCAACACAUUGGCGACUUCGAAGUGAAAGGCACAUUAAGGCAGAUAUUAAGUCACUGUGGACUGUUAAACUACCAUUCCAGAAACUAUGCAGCACUUGCUCCAUGCCAAGAAGAAAAAAAAUACUUCGUUCCAGAGAAAAUUGCUACAGAAGAGGCCGCAUUCCUCAGUGCAAUUCAAAUUGCCCGCCACGAGUGAGGCGUUGUGGCGCUACAUAUGUCAUCGCCACCCUUUACUGCUAUCUGAGUAAAAAGCUGCCCGAAGACCAGUGCUAUGUUUUUUGGGGGGGAGGGGGGGGAGGAUCUCUGGCCGAUCUAAAGCAAUCUCUCCAGGCGGCCAUAGAUGUAACGGAAGAAUUUCUUACAUGCAUGGGUCUCAAGCUGUCACCGACCAAAUCCGAACUCCUCCUCUACAGACAGUCGAGGCAGGGUGUUGGGAACCUUGAGCCUCUGGAAACGCUGCCAGUUGAAAUUGCAACAAGAGGAGGGCACCUCAUUCCGAGGGUGAACUCCAUCAAAAUUUUAGGACUUUUAAUCAACGCCAAAGGCUGUAUUGCAGAAGCUCUAAACAAGCUGGGCGCGCAGGCGAAAAAUAUACUAAGACUCGUAAGCAAAAGGGGGGGACUCAAGGAGGACAAGCUACUCGGGGUCUUCCAAGCUUUCUUCAUCAGUCAUAUUACUUGCACGGCUCCAUACCUCAAAUGGAGCAAAAGCGAAAAGAACAAACCUGACACGCUCAUCAGGUCCAGCGUCAAAAGAAUACUCCGUAUUCCACAAUCCGCUAGCACGGUAAAACUACUUGAACUCGGAAUUCACAAUAUCACAGACGAAUUAAUUGAAGCACAGUUUAUUGCACAGAUCUCCAGGCUUUCGUCAACUAAGCAGAGAAUUAAGAUUCUUGAUGAAGCUGGUCUACACCCUAUACAGGCACCGCUCGACAGACGCCCCCUGUCUAAAUUAGCCCGGGAAGGUAUAAAGGUUGAGCCCGUACCGAGGAAUAUCCACCCAAUAUAUAACGAAGGUUGUAGAAGAGCGCGAACUAGAACCAUCUUUCGACAAAUAGAUCCUUACGGGGCAGAUGCAUUCUUCGUCGAUGCCACCAAAUGUGGCAGCAAAUACAGGUUUGCAAUCUCCGUCGUUGACGCGCGCGGUACGCUUAUCAGCGCCGCGUCAAUCUACACUAAACACAUGAAUGAGGCGGAGGAAACCGCAAUAGCCUUGGCUCUUCAAGCCGCAAAAAGCCCAACGACUAUUUUCUCCGACUCGCGCGUGGCUCUCGUCCGCUCUAGUUUGUAAACAUGCAGCCGGCAUAGUCAACAGAUCAUUUCGUGUUAGUACAGGAGAAGAACCUAGAGGUCGUACCAUAGCGUGGUUCCCGGCCCACGUGAACGAUCUAACCAACCAAGUGGGUUGCAACCCUAACGAGCGGGCCAACUGCCUGGCGCGUGAAUUCACGAACCGCGCCCGAGCUAAUGGUCUGGCUCUCCCACAGCAUUGCCCCUUCAAAGAUAAUCUUACCACCUUUCACGAAAUUACGUCUCAUUACAGACACAGCAGGAGGAAAUUCCCUCCCCCCAGCCCGAAACUCAACAGGGCUCAGGCCGUUACUUUCAGGCUCCUACAGACCAGGUCCUACCUCACCCCCAGAGCACUUCAUUGGAUAGACCCGAACUUCCAGCAGUCGUGCUCCAAAUGCGGUCACGCAUGCUACUCCUUUGACCACAUGCUCUGGCUGUGCCCGUACUACGCGGACUUUGACCUUCAAUACAAGUCCAAGUGGGACGCCUCGCUGACGAGCUUGGAUUUCAUGAAUCAACUACAGGCCGUCCAGAGGGCCCGCGACGUCGCAGAGAGUCACCACCUCCCUGUCCCGUUGUGGGUGGAGCCACCAACUUGAUCAAGUUCCUCAGGACACUCUAAUAAACUUCUUGUCACUGUCACUGUGUAAAAGUCGAAAGUGUGGUUAAGUCGAAAGUUAAGCAAUGGUGGUCUUAACUGAGAGGACAUAAGCUGCAGUUUUGCACCAAGAGAAACGGGCUUGCCAUUGUUCUCACAAAAUGCAUGUUUAUUUAUUAUUUACUAAGUCCAUUAGAAUGGUUCCUAAUCCUGCGGGUGCUGCUGGUUCAGUGAACAUGUUCAAUCGAUGGUUGUUUGCAAGCGUAGCAGUAAACUGAAUUAUCAAAACAUUUUGUAAUAAAUUUUAUGGCAAGACCUAAAAUGCAGUAGGUGAAUAAGAUGGAGAAACUAGAAGAGCAUACAUAUUGAAGUACCAGGGCUCAAUGUGAGAAUCUGAUUGGACUGCCUUUGUUUUUUGCAUGGAGCUUCGUACACCAUAGUAUCUGACCUGCAUAAAAGUCACAUAAUUAUCGUCGCCACAUUAACAUGAGCAAACGCAUGUCACGAAAUGCAGUUCUUUCAUGAAGGCUGAAAGAAAAAUUGCAGGCAUGAUGAAAGCAAGGUGUGUUUUCAGUAUAGGAAAAUUGGAGUACUCAUGUUAUUCAAAAUUAUUUAACCGUGCUAGAUCUACAACUUCACAAUUUCAAGGCUAAUGCAAAAUUACAGCUGCCAUGUCAAUGUUCCUGGUGCAGAAGGUUGGUGGGAGAGCAGCCUCUUUUUUUCUGCUAAACUUUCUGACAAACAUUGACAGCUAUGCACAAUUUACUAUCCUAACAUUGUACUUUGCUAAAUUAAGCUCUCAUCAUUCAUUGUUUGGUAAAAUAGUAAAGUAAAAAAACCCUCUGCUACACCCUGCUAGUAAAUUCACUGCAAAUUGCUCACCUGGACACGCUAGAUGGACGUGAAAUGUUUCGGUACAUGGCAUUACGUCAUGUUAGCCUAUAUUAUAGUGUUCAAAAACAGCUACAUGUAAAAUUCACUUGGCUGUUUUUGUGACUUUGCGAAAAAAUGUAGCGAAAAUUUCAUGACUUCAUUGGCUCAAGUUAGGAUGCGUGUGAACGCUGAGAAACACACGUGGCAGUCGGGCUGCUCUCUCGUGCUUCAUUAUGGACACUCUUUGCCAUCUAGUGACACUGCCGAGAAGUCUGCGCAUGGCCUCCGAGACGAGAAGCUUGGCACGUCGGUGCGUGUGAACACCGAGAAUUGUUCCCUCACUUGCCGCAAACCCAAUGUCGACGUGAAAGUGGUUCGUUGGAGAGCGGCACAUAUGUACACAUUUCCACAUACUUGGGCACCCAAGUUAAUCGACGGUUGGUUUCGAAUCCUGCUCCCUCAGCACAGCAGCCCGAUGCACUACCCAUUCGACCAUGGACUACCCAGUGACCCAGGUAGGCGGGAAAACAGUUAGAUAGAAACAAACAUACAUAUAAACAUUGAUAGAUAGCCCCCGGAAUGUAUGUGAACUACUGUAAGAAUGCUAACACAUUAAAAAGUUGGCAAUAUUGAUGAUUUAUCAAGUUGGCACCUCCUCUUGAUUUUAAAGGAUGCAAUGUUUCCUAGUGAUGCUGCAUGUUACGGACAGAUAACUAGCACAACUUGGCAUUUUAAUUGACUUCUCAUAAAAGGGCAUAUUUAACGUUUUUCCAUUUGUGUGGUAAACCCCAUCAUGCUUUCAUUUCUUAAUGUGUGUGUGGCCAAAGUGGUGCCAUGGUACACUAAUUGCCACCUUUUCCCUGCACUUAAAAGGCAGCACAUCUUAUGUCCAUUUUUUUUUUCAAGUCUGUCUAAAUUGUGUGAGGAUUUCCUAUAUAGAUGAGCAGCUAGCUCUUUACACAGUAAACAUUAACACUUUUCAAGAGUCCUUUCCACUGAGCUGUGGUGGCUUAUCAAGUAGAAACAAAUGCUAUCGAGUCUGUACACUUUUCAGGAGCAACCAUGAACCAGUGCCAAUCACUGUAACCUAUUAUGUAUGGUGCCCUCAACACGGGGAAAGUUGCCUCUCGCCGGCGCACUUCAGCAACACUAGCUUUUGUGGGAUUUCUCGAGAUUAGCAACGUGAUGUAUUACAUAUUUUUUUUUUAUAUUGAGGGACAGUGCAGCGUACAUGAUAUUUCCGCCUUUCUGUGCUUUUGAAAGCAGGUAAUACGUCAUUAAAGAGGGCAUUGUAGUGGUACAAUUCGGUAAAUACAGGCAGACAGAUACGAUCAGUGGAUAUACACGAAAAUGUAAACAUCAGAUUUGGUGUAGUGUAGGCUGCAUCAAUGCAUGCUGCAGAAAUAAGAAAAGCAACGUUUGGCAACAGGUGCCUCUUGCAGGAAACAGCCCAAUGAAACAGAUUCAAAAACACCCACAUUAGCGCCGACUCGCAACUGAAUUGGACACUGGUGAACAUAUGUAUCGCACUAAUGGCACGGGCACUUAUGAAAAGAAACUACAGUAGGAAAACGAAUGUCACAUCUGAGAAAGCCGUGAAUGAGCAUAUAGGCAGUGCAGUACUAUAGGGCCUUGUAAUUGUCAGCUUUAAUACACGUGUGAACCCUCUCCUUAGCUGUAGCUUCAUUGCACAAUGAAAUACCUUCACUUGGGGGAAAUGUGGGUUGAAUUAUUGCAUUUCUUUUUCUUUAGAGAAAACCAUAUUCUAGGUUUCAAUUGCAAAAUUAGGCAAAUCUGCUUUUAAGUAUAACAAAAUCAAGGCAUUUCUCCAAACAGAAGACUGCAAGAACUUAUUCUAACCCAGGCAUGGCAGCUCCAUAGAGGCUUCAUUUUCCCAUUAUUGCUCUACUGAUGAGGCUCACAACAUUAAGCAUUUCCCAGAUGGUGACAUAUCCUGGUGUAACAAGUGAGCACUAGUGAUGGCAUGAAUACCAAACCUUGCACAAGAGACCUUACUUUUCCCACUUACAGGAAGCACAGAAACAUAACCGGAUUAUACGUAUAAACUCAAAUUAUAUUCAAAAAUGCACAAUUAACUCUAUAUUGUACAUAAAUUUGAUCCAAUCAGCUUUAUUAUUAACAAAAAUGAAUCUGAGGGGAAUUUGUCAUAAAUUUCACAAAUUUCGGCUCUAAGAUUUAACAAAUCUUGCAUCAAGUUUUAUGAAAAACUGAUUCUGUUCAUGAAAAUAUUUUAAAGGUGUUGAAGGAUGGGGGAAAACAAUAUAUUGAAGAAAUGCGUACAGGAAAGAAAUUGCAAUGGUACCUGCACCACCCUUUUGAGGAAAACUCGUGUUUGUAUAUCUAACGAAACAGCACCUGCUCGGAGGGGUGCUCAAAGCUUGUACACCAUGGACAUCCGAUGCAGC
Dermacentor andersoni is the source of this 5603-nucleotide messenger RNA. Lineage: Eukaryota; Metazoa; Arthropoda; Arachnida; Ixodida; Ixodidae. The record is from RefSeq and is a predicted model, not a curated record.